Molecule: messenger RNA, 3492 nt
Organism: Sinocyclocheilus rhinocerous
Lineage: Eukaryota; Metazoa; Chordata; Actinopteri; Cypriniformes; Cyprinidae
Product: cysteine--tRNA ligase, cytoplasmic-like
Exons: 23
Coding region: 137-2611 (824 amino acids)
Biological process (GO): cysteinyl-tRNA aminoacylation
Cellular component (GO): cytoplasm
Molecular function (GO): cysteine-tRNA ligase activity; ATP binding
Source: RefSeq, a predicted model, not a curated record
GAUAAGACACGCAAGAGAGCCGUGUAAAUGAUCUAGCGAUCCGUCAAACAUCAUUGCUUUUGUGCAUGUCCUGUGUUUCAUUGUGAUUUCCUAUCAGGUUUUCCGGACACGUUAUUGUUGCAUCAGGUAGUGGAAAAUGGCAAGCACAGGAGAUAUAGCCUUUGAUUAUGGCUUCUUACUGCGCAUAAGUGAGGAAGCUCGCAGGGUUGAGGCUCUGAAUGAGUACUUGAGCAGUCGCAGUUACCUGGCUGGCUACGGGCCUUCGCAGGCGGAUGCAGAAGCCUUUGCGCUUCUAAGCGGGCCCCCACCUGAGCGGCAUGUCCACGCCCUGCGCUGGUACAAACACAUAGCCGCCCUGAAGCCCCAAACGAAUGACCAGACCCCAGAAUGCAGCACAAAGGGAAAGCGGGUGCAGCCACCAUGGUCUCUGCCAGAAGGCACAGACGUUUCAAAGCUGCGUCUUUACAACAGUCUCACACGGACCAAGGAGGUGUUUGUUCCACAGAAGGGCAACAGGGUUUUGUGGUACUGCUGCGGCCCCACAGUGUAUGAUGCUUCUCACAUGGGUCAUGCCAGGUCCUACAUUUCUUUUGACAUACUGCGGAGAAUACUGAAGGAUUAUUUCAAAUACGAUGUCUUCUACUGUAUGAACAUCACAGAUAUUGAUGACAAAAUCAUCAAAAGAGCCCGACAGAACUACCUGAUGGAGCAGUACAGAGAGAAGAAGCCCAGUCCCUCUCAGAUACUGCAGGAUGUGUUAACGGCACGAACGCCAUUUAAAGCCAAGCUUGCUGAGACUACUGACCCAGAUAAGAAGCAGAUGCUGGAGAGGCUGGAUGCAGCAGUGGAAGCUGCCCUGGGUCCCCUGCAGGUGGCAGUGCAGAGCAACGCUGCAGGCGAUACACUCCAGAAUCAGGCACAGGUCUUAUUGGAAGAGGCUAAGGAUCUCUUGUCAGAUUGGUUAGACUCCCAAUUUGGGAGCCAAGUGACAGAAAACUCAAUCUUUUCUUUGUUGCCAAAGUACUGGGAGGGAGAGUACCACAAAGAUAUGGAAGCCCUGAAUGUCCUCCCUCCUGAUGUUCUCACACGGGUCAGCGAGUACGUGCCAGAGAUUGUGGCAUUUGUCAAAAGAAUUGUGGACAACGGUUAUGGAUACGAGUCAAAUGGAUCAGUAUAUUUUGACACAGCAAAGUUUGAUUCCUGCCCUGCUCACUCUUAUGCCAAACUGGUACCAGAAGCCGUUGGUGAUCAGAAGGCUCUUCAAGAAGGAGAAGGAGACUUGAGUAUCUCAGCAGACAGACUUAGUGAAAAGAGAUCACAGAAUGACUUUGCACUGUGGAAGGCCUCCAAGCCUGGAGAACCAUCUUGGGACUCCCCUUGGGGAAAGGGGAGACCUGGAUGGCAUAUUGAGUGUUCUGCCAUGGCUGGAUCCAUUUUGGGACAGUCUAUGGAUAUCCACGGAGGAGGAUUUGACUUGCGUUUUCCUCAUCAUGACAAUGAAUUGGCGCAAUCUGAGGCAUACUUUGAGAAUGAUCACUGGGUACGAUAUUUCUUACACACGGGUCACCUGACCAUCGCCGGAUGCAAGAUGUCCAAAUCGCUGAAGAACUUUAUUACUAUCAAAGAUGCCCUGGCCAAACAUACGGCAAGACAGCUUCGUUUGGCCUUUCUGAUGCAUUCGUGGAAAGACACAUUGGACUACUCCAACAACACAAUGGAGUCAGCCAUCCAAUAUGAGAGAUUCAUCAAUGAGUUCUUCCUAAAUGUUAAAGAUAUUCUGAGGAGCCCCACAGACAUCACUGGCCAGUUUGAGAAAUGGGAAGCUGAGGAGAUUGAACUAAACAAAAGCUUCUAUGAGAAGAAAACAUCAGUUCAUGAGGCACUGUGUGACAACAUAGACACUCGUUCGGCUCUGGAGGAGAUGCGGGCUCUUGUCGGUCAGAGUAACACCUACAUGGCUGCCAGAAGGAGUGCAAAACUACCGCCUAACCGCAUGCUGCUGCAGAGCAUUGCCCUGUACUUGACCGACAUGCUUAAGACAUUUGGAGCGAUUGAGGGAGCUGAGCCCAUUGGCUUCCCUGUUGGAGGAAACGGACAGGAUUCUGAUCUCGAGAACACAGUCAUGCCCUAUUUGUCAGUGCUGUCGGAUUUCAGGGAAGACGUCAGAAAAAUUGCAAGAGAGAAGAAAGUGACAGAAUUGCUGAGGCUAUGUGACGAAUUGCGUGAUGAUACUUUACCUGAGCUGGGUGUCCGACUGGAGGAUCGUGAUGAACUUCCCACAUCUGUAAAAUUGGUGGACAAAGAAACCCUUCUGAAGGAAAGAGAAGAGAAGAAGAAGAUGGAAGAUGAAAAGAAAAAGAAAAAAGAGGAGGCUGCCAAGAAGAAACAAGAACAAGAGAUGGCAAAGUUGGCAAAAAUGAAGGUUAAACCCAGUGAAAUGUUCCGGUCAGAGACGGACAAGUACUCCAUCUUUGACGAAAUGGGCUUCCCAACGCAUGAUGCUGAGGGAAAGGAGCUCAGUAAGGGACUGACCAAAAAGCUUCGCAAGCUUUACGAGGCACAAGAGAAGCUGAAUAAUGAAUACCUCCAGUCGACCCAGAACGGGAGCUGAGAACAUGUGUUGAGUCUGACGUGAUCUGCCAUCCGCCCUUACUGUCUGUUGUGAACUUGUCUUGUGUAUGCGAAAAGGCAGCAAAACUUAAAGACCUCAUCUGUGAGUUUUGGCUCUUAACUUUGGUAAGGUUUUGCCAAUUCCUUCUGGUCAUGGUUGGAAGGUAAUUGAUUUUUGAUGCUCUGCAAUCAUGACUUUGAGGGGUAUUUUAUGACUAUGAUAUUAAGGGUAUAUUAUGUGCUUUUUGCACACAUAGAACAAAGAUGCAAGUAUAUCAGAACUUUUCUAAUGUGGGUUUGGUGGUUUAUAUGAAGUAUGUAAGAAAUAUUUAGCCGUUAAUGUGGAAAUGGAUCAAGCAAUGUUUUCAUUAUUGAUUUUUAAAAUCUGGCUGGUCAAAGAGGUGUUUUUUUCCGAAACACUGUUUACACAUCAGCUAGUGAUACAUAUGAUUCCUCCAGAAUCAAAAUAUCUCAGAUGAUACAGGAAUGAAGGGACCUCAGGUUUGUUGGUUUACGACAAAUGGAAAAACAGAGGCAUACAUAGGAGCACCAAUUAUUGUUAGUAUUAACAUACUCUUUAUAAGAACAUGAAAUACCAAAAUAAAAAAGGAUUUUGAAUAAUGUCUGAUGCUCGUUUGUCCCUGGUAACUUAUUUCUGCAAAUGUUGCCAUAAAGGCUUGUCUAGAAAAGUUUUGUUCAUACAGUUGUAGUCUAAUACUGUAAGAACAGCUACAGAUAUUAAGUUUACAGUGAUAAAACAUCUGCACAGAGCUUUACAUAAGCCUGGUGAAGGUAUUGAACGGAAUAAUUGUUUCAUGUAUAGCACGGAAUCAAUACGAAUGAACCGAGUCAAUUACUGAGUGAGUGACUCAGAAUGUGACU